Molecule: messenger RNA, 614 nt
Organism: Amorphotheca resinae ATCC 22711
Lineage: Eukaryota; Fungi; Ascomycota; Leotiomycetes; Helotiales; Amorphothecaceae
Exons: 2
Coding region: 84-479 (131 amino acids)
Source: RefSeq, a predicted model, not a curated record
CGCUCUCUGGCUUAACUGAGACCGAUUGCGUUGCUGUCGCUGGCUUGCUUGGCCUUCCACCGUCCUCCGAGCCCUCGGUAAGGAUGUUGUCGAGUCUUGACUCUACAUUGGCUACUGCCUGCUGGAGAAAUGAACCCCAUCUUGAAGACUGCUUCGUGGGAGCCGCCAUCAUUGGAAUGCCAGCCGUGCUUCUCUUAUGGGGGCGCGUCGCGUCGUUCGAAGUUGCGCCUGGUCAUACAUCACAGUUCGUUGUAGGUGUAAGAGGAGAGAAGACGGUGUACCCGGUAAUUGCCAGAGCGCAAUUUGUAAAACAGCCAGGCAGCUCAGACUGUUGGCAUAAACUGCAUCUGAGAUUUCAUUGGGGCACAGAAUUCCCAACUGCUGCGUGGGGAGGGAUUGCGUGUUUCGAGGUGCAUCCCUUCAGAGACGAGGCUACGACGAGGCUGCGAAAGCGCUGUCCUUUCAUUGGCAUUAUCUAAGAAGUCCAGAAGAAUGAUUCGGACGGGCUACCUUAUCAUAUUCUCGAAUACUAUAUAUAGUUGAUCACCAUGUAGAUAGCGGAUAUACUGUUGCAACUGCGCUUACGCUUGGAUAUUCAGGAAUAAGACCAACAG